Molecule: messenger RNA, 3695 nt
Organism: Rana temporaria (common frog)
Lineage: Eukaryota; Metazoa; Chordata; Amphibia; Anura; Ranidae
Gene: WNT5A
Product: Wnt family member 5A
Exons: 5
Coding region: 653-1795 (380 amino acids)
Biological process (GO): multicellular organism development; cell fate commitment; canonical Wnt signaling pathway
Cellular component (GO): extracellular region
Molecular function (GO): frizzled binding; cytokine activity
Source: RefSeq, a predicted model, not a curated record
UUCCCAGCUCUGGCUGCCUAAACUUUACAGUCAGAGAGCUGGAGAGCCAAGAGAGAGCCGGAGCCCCAUCUAUAGCGGAGCCUGCACCGUGCCCGGCCGGGACCAGCAUCCACUGAGGAUUGUCCUGGAAAUAGGAUUGCCUGGACCCUGCACCCCUGGAUUGAGGGCCACUGCAAUGACACCCCGACUUUGUCUUCUCAUCAGUUGAGGGGUCGCUCACUCUCCGGAACCCCCCCAGAUCCCAGUGCUCUCUGAUGGACGGUGGACUCAGGUUGUGACCAGCAUAGGCUUGCUCUCUGGGGGUGCUCCCUACUUCACUGGAUUUACUGGAAGGAUCAAUUGCUCUCCUGGGACCCUCUACUUUCCAUAAUACCCUUCCUACUAUCACCUGGCACAGGACCCCCAUAUCAAGGAAAAGGGGGGUCCUCCUUGGCACGGAGCUGCAGACCUGCAACAAAGAGGAUCUCCUAUUUUUUUGGGUGUUUGUUCUGCACUCCAAGGAACCUGUAUCAGUCUGUGCCCCCCACAGGGAUUAAAUACAAAUCCUCACCCCAGUGCUCUAAGGGGGGGGUCUGUCAUUAACUGGGGCUCAAGUUCAAUUCUGGAUUUACCCCCCAACUAGGAUUAUCGCAUUGUCCUGCAAGUCCUAACCAUGGGAAAGACAGCCUUGGGACUUUUGCUGAGGUCGGGAAGUUUUGGGGUUCCCGGGGCAGCCAUGGUGUCUAGAUAUUUGCUGCUUGUCCUGCUGACUUUGUCUUGUAUCUCUCAGGUGAUGGUGGAAGCAAGUUCAUGGUGGUCACUUGCAAUGAACCCCGUCCAGCUCCCCGAAGUUUACAUUAUUGGGGCUCAGCCCCUGUGCAGUCAGUUAUCGGGGCUCUCCCAGGGCCAGAAGAAGCUGUGUCUGCUCUAUCAGGACCAUAUGCAAUAUAUUGGGGAUGGAGCAAAGACUGGGAUCAAAGAGUGCCAGUACCAGUUCAGACACAGGAGGUGGAACUGCAGCACGGUGGAUAACACAUCGGUGUUUGGCAGGGUUAUGCAAAUAGGGAGCAGAGAGACUGCCUUCACGUAUGCCAUCAGUGCCGCUGGAGUGGUGAAUGCAGUUAGCCGAGCUUGCAGAGAGGGGGAGCUCUCAACUUGCGGCUGCAGUCGGGCAGCCAGACCUAAGGAUCUUCCCCGGGAUUGGCUGUGGGGUGGCUGUGGAGAUAAUUUAGAUUAUGGCUACAGAUUUGCCAAGGAAUUUGUGGAUGCCAGGGAAAGAGAAAAAGUCCAUCAAAAAGGAACGUAUGAGAGCUCCAGGACUCUGAUGAACCUGCACAACAAUGAAGCUGGAAGGAGGGCUGUAAGUACAUUGGCGGAUGUUGCCUGCAAAUGCCAUGGUGUAUCUGGUUCUUGCAGCCUGAAGACAUGUUGGCUGCAACUUGCUGACUUCCGGAAGGUGGGAGACCUUUUAAAGGAGAAAUAUGACAGCGCUGCAGCGAUGAAACUAAACAGCAGAGGGAAACUUGUGCAGGUGAACAACAAAUUCAACUCCCCCACCACGAACGACCUGGUUUACAUUGACCCAAGUCCGGAUUAUUGUGUUCGCAAUGAAAGCACUGGUUCUUUAGGUACCCUGGGAAGGCUGUGCAAUAAAACAUCGGAGGGCAUGGAUGGCUGUGAACUUAUGUGCUGUGGUAGAGGCUACGAUCAGUUCAAAACUGUUCAGACUGAGAGGUGCCACUGCAAAUUUCACUGGUGCUGUUACGUCAAAUGCAAGAAAUGUACCGAGAUCGUUGACCAGUUUGUAUGCAAGUAAGGCACAGAAAACGUGGACUACGAACAAUAUUGAAUAUCUGCAUUAAUUUAUAGAGGUCACUUAGGAGUUGCAAGCAUACAGCAACUGGAUCCAUUCUCUUUAAUUCACUCAGCCGCUCUUGGGGGUAAAAUUUAUAAAAAGAACAAAAUAACGGAGACGAUGAACUGAAAAUAUUUAUUUACAGAAAUAAAGACUUUUUAUAAGUAUAUAAUUAGAUAAAGACCGAAAAUGCACGGGAUUUAGAAAUUGUAUAGUAGGUAAAGACAAGUUUAUAUGGAAAAGAGUAAAAAGCAAGGACAGAUGGCCAAAGACUUUUUUUUUUAAAGAUUGUAUUUAAGCGGUUUAUGGAGUUUUUACUCCUAAAAUGCUCAGAAUUAUGUCCAUCAGAUACAGAAGGUGUUUUUUUUUUUUUUUUCUGGCAACAUUUUAUUUUCAUAAAAAAAAAUACUAUUUGUGUGAUACCUCUUGAAAAUGUUGGGAUUGCACUUUGUACUUUUACUUAACGUCUUAUUAGUUUGGUUUAACAUAUUCAUACUCAGACAGUCAAACAUUUUACAUAAGUCAGAUCAAAAAUACAAAUUACUUUUUUUAAUGAUCACAGUUAUUAUACUGGUUAAAUAAGGGGGAACUAUUGAUCACCUCUAUUUUUUGUUUUAUUUUAGGAUGUAUUUUUUCAGUUUAAAUAUUUCAUCUGCUUGUCUCAGAUAAGUGGCUGCACAUUACUCAAAGAAAUGUAGUCAUAUCUCAUGCUGUACGUAGUUUAAAAUAUUUAAAGAUCCACUUCUUUAUGAGCUAAAGCCAUUUAAAUAAUACAAAUUCCUAAUAUGCAGUUUUUUUUUAACAAGUCAUAUGUUACAUAAUAUUAAUACUAUACACUAAACUUUACAUACCACAUGGUAACAUUUAUGGGAAGUUGUGGUCUGCUGUUUUCUAUUUCAAAGCUUUUGUGACUAUAUGUAUAUAUUCCUAAAUUUUGCCAGUAAUUACAUGUAUUUAUUUACCUAGGCAACUUUUUCCUUUUUUAUUUCAUAGUGACAUUUUUUUAUUUAAAAAAAAAAAAAAUCAUUUUGACAUUUUUAAUGACACAUUAUACAGCCUCCUAAUCCUUGGUGUCCGUUUUCAAAGGGCUUGUUCUGAACACAUUAAAGCACAUAUUGAUAAAUGUUUCAUGGGCUGUAGGGUAUAGUGGAGUGUAGUGAAAGGGACAAAGGGUGAGUUUCACAAAGUAUAAUGCACUUAAAGCCAUUUUCCCCCCGCGGUAUCAUUACCUCCUUUUUGGAAGGGCAUUAAACACAAGCAAUAUUUUUUUAAAACAACUGUUUUUUAAAAAAACAAACAAAAAUGUGAUUCAAAAAAUGUCCAGAUUAUCCAAAAGUCCACAAAUUGAAUUUCUUUCUUUAUAGCUGAGACUUUUUUGUGUUCAUUAAAACUUCCAUCACACCAUGGAAACAUUUUCCCCCUUACUACUUUUAAAAUGAAACAAAGAAAACAAAUAAUUUAUUACAAAUGCACAGCAAAUGUAGGGAGCUACCAUAAUGCAAAAUUUUUAGCACUGCAAAAGUGAAAUGUUUUGGUUUUAUUAUGGGAAAAAAAGUAUUUUAUAUUUUUGACAGCAAGAUUAUUUUUUCUUGACAAAUUUUGUUUUACAGACAGAGCAAAAUUUACCAAUCCACACUAUUCAUUUGAAUUAUUUAAUGUAAGAUAUUUUACUUGUCAUCAAGAAAUGUAAAUCUAUGUUUUUCUUUUCUUCUGUAUGUUGUACAUGUAAUGUACAUAUUUUGCAGCCCUAUAUAAUUUGUAUAUUUUUAUGGCUUAAAAAAAAAAGAGUUCCAACAAAAGGUACAUGGCUUAUGCCAUAAUGAAAAACAAACUACAAAAUAAAAAAACUGUUUAUUAUAAA